GAGGUGCAUACCUAGUCGACUUGGAGCUGGAUUCAGUGGGUUGAACCACCUGUCCAUUCGACUCUGCCCGAGGCUGUCUACUGCAACUUUGCCCUCCCUUUCUCAAUCGCAGCGCGGCUCGGGUUUCUAGCUCAAGGUAGCCUCGCCUUGACGUAUCUCCAACACCCUUCGUCAUCUAGUUCAUGUGGACACAUUUCCAUUGACCAACAUUUGCUGUCCUUGAACCCCUCGCUACCUAACGCCACGCCACCUGUUGCGUACAUCCAAAAAGCCGGCAUUGGCCACGCUCGACCAAAUCGCAUUCCCAACAUCAAUCUUUCCCAUCCAUCGCAAAGCCACAGCUUGGAUCCUAGCCCACCCAAAGACUAUCGAGCGCAACCUCGUCCUUGCCCCGACCGCCCACCAUGUCGGCGCCGAACGACGGCUACGGCCAAUAUCCCCCGCAGCAACAACCUUACUCCGACCAGCCUCAGGACGGCUAUGAUGCACAGGGAGCUCAAGCUGCCCAGCCAGCUGUAGCCGACCAAGGCAAGAAGAAGAAGAGAGGCUAUGCCACCCAAGCUUAUGAGUUCGGAGCCGGCGCCAACUCCAACACGGGCGGCGCACCUGCUCAAGGACAGCAAUAUGGCAUGCCCCAGCCCCAGGCCGCGGCUUAUGGUGGCUAUCCCGCACAGGAUGCUCAGCCUGCUGCCGCCGCCUAUGGCUCGCCUCAACCCCAGCAGUACGGCAUGCCCCAGCCUCCAGCUGCUCAACCCGGAGGCUACGGCGCGUAUGCGGCCCCCGAUGCCGGAUAUCCUGCGUCCGGCCUUGCCCCUGCGGCUCCCGGCGUUGGCGGCCUCAACCAGCAGAUGGCCGGUAUGAACCUCGGCGGCCAACAAGCCCAGCAGCAACCUCCUCCUGGCCAGGCCGCUCGUCCCGUGGCCCUUAACCAGCUCUACCCUACCGACUUGAUGAAUCAGCCGUUUAACGUGUCCGAGCUAGACUUGCCCCCUCCUCCCAUUAUCCUGCCUCCCAACACUAGCGUAACCCCCUCCCCAGAUGCGAACUGCGGUCCUAAAUACGUACGCUCCACCCUCAACGCCGUCCCGACAACACACUCCCUUCUCAAGAAGUCGAGGUUACCCUUUGCGCUGGUUAUCCAGCCUUACGGAGCUCUCCACGAUAGUGAGGACCCGAUUCCCGUGGUGCAGGACCAGGUCAUCGCGCGUUGCCGACGCUGCAGAACAUACAUCAACCCUUUUGUUACCUUCCUGGACCAUGGACACCGUUGGCGUUGCAACAUGUGCAACCUGACGAAUGAUGUUCCUCAAGCUUUCGACUGGGAUGCUGCUUCGCAAAGGAGCACUGAUCGCUGGGGACGCUACGAGCUCAACUAUUCCGUCGUCGAGUUUGUCGCGCCUCAGGAGUACAUGGUGCGCCCGCCUCAGCCGCUGGUCUACCUGUUCCUCUUCGACGUGAGCUAUGCUGCUGUCUCAACCGGCCUCCUCGCGACCAGUGCCCGAACCAUCCUGGAUAGCCUCGACAGAAUACCUAAUGCUGAUCGCCGAACUCGCCUGGGAUUCAUUGCCGUAGACUCCAGCCUGCACUACUUCUCGGUCCCCAAGGAUGGAGAAGAGAAUACGGAGACCAGCAUGUUAGUCGUCAGCGACUUGGACGAGCCAUUCCUGCCGGUGCCUCAAGACCUUUUGGUGCCCCUGACUGAGAGCCGCCAGAGCAUUGAGAGCUUCCUGACCAAGCUGCCCGAAAUGUACCAGAGCAACCAGAACAACGGAUCUGCCAUGGGAUCGGCCCUUCGAGCUGGCCACAAGCUGAUUUCGGCUCUCGGCGGAAAGAUCGUAGUGCUCAGCGCUUCGCUGCCCAAUGUUGGCGUUGGUAAGCUGGACAUGCGCGAAGACAAGAAGUUGCUGGGUACAAGCAAGGAAAGUAGUCUGCUUCAAACUGCCAACAGUUUCUACAAGAGCUUUGCUGUAGAAUGCUCAAAGAACCAGGUCUCCAUCGACAUGUUCCUGUUCUCCUCGCAAUACCAGGAUGUUGCCUCUUUGAGCAACUUGCCCAGGUACACUGGUGGACAGACUUGGUUUUAUCCGGGCUGGAACGCCGGCCGUCCGGAAGACGCCAUCAAGUUUGCCUCCGAGUUCAGUGACUACUUGUCAUCAGAGAUCGGACUGGAAGCAGUGCUCCGUGUCCGUGCCACCACUGGCCUGCGUAUGAACGCCUUCUACGGUAACUUCUUCAACAGAAGCUCUGAUCUUUGCGCCUUCCCCGCCUUCCCUCGCGAUCAAUGCUACGUCGUUGAGGUUGCCAUUGACGAGAACCUCACGAAGAACGUGGUGUGCUUGCAGACUGCCGUUCUUCACACAACCUGCAAUGGAGAGCGUCGCAUCCGCGUCAUGACGUUGGCUCUUCCGACGACUACAAACCUCGCCGAUAUCUAUGCCUCGGCUGAUCAGCAGGCAAUUACCACCUACUUCAGUCACAAGGCAGUCGAGCGUGCCUUGAGUGGCGGGUUGGAAGCUGCUCGUGACUCUCUCCAGAACAAGUUGAUUGAGCUCUUGCAAACCUUCAGAAAGGAGCUCGCCGGCGGCAGCAUGGGCGGCGGGCUACAGUUCCCCUCCAACCUGCGCGGCCUUCCCAUCCUCUUCUUGGGUCUCAUGAAGAAUGUCGGCCUCCGCAAGUCGGCUCAAAUCCCGUCAGACUUGCGAUCGGCAGCCCUCUGUCUGCUUUCGACGCUUCCUGUCCCUCUCCUCAUGCAAUACAUCUACCCCCGUCUCUACUCGUUGCACGACAUGCCCGACAACGCAGGCGUGCCUGACUCGGAGACGAGCCAAAUUGUGCUCCCGCCGCCGGCGAAUCUCUCGUCAGAAAGAUUUGCACCGUACGGUCUGUAUCUCAUCGACGACGGCCAAACGCAGUUCCUCUGGGCUGGCCGGGAUGCCGUGCCGCAGCUGUUGGCCGAUGUGUUUGGAGUUGAGGACAGGACCCAGCUGCGGGUGGGCAAGGGUGCUCUUCCGGAGCUGGAUAACGAUUUCAACGAGCGGGUACGGGCAGUCGUUCACAAGAGCCGGGACCACAAGUCCAAGGGAGUCGGCAGCAUCAUCCUGCCCCAUCUCUACAUUGUCCGAGAAGACGGAGAGCCGAGCCUUAAGUUGUGGGCGCAGACACUACUCGUGGAGGACAGAGCGGACCAGGGCAUGAGCGCGGCACAGUGGCUUGGUAUUCUUAGAGAAAAGGUUGUUACAUGAUUGGAGAAGCGGUACUAAGGGGGCACUUGCAAGUGGAAAGGUGGUAGCAUGUGGUAACUAGGUUUAUUUAGACCAAUGUCUCUAUCAAAACUAGAGAUCAAUACGCAAAACAAUAUUGGCCGAAUGAGUUUUACACGCCGCAACCCAAGCAUCUGCAUGUGACUGGGGAGACGAUGGACGAGCACAAAUGUGGAUAGCUCCGGUAUGUGGUUCCGGUAAUAGACGAUACCAGUGACUCGUGACUCGUGAGUGCGAGACCGUGAUAGGAAACCUUGCGUGUGUACCGGUAGCCCGUAGGAGAGUUAACUAGUCUCUCGGAACCUUUGGUCUCUAGGGAAAUGAGCUUGUCUCGGGACGUCGAGAGGCUUGUGGGGUUGGUUUGUGUCGCACUUGGUCGUUGGUGCUAGGCGUAGGUAAGCGCAGUCAGUUGGGAUGCCCAGCGGUCCUACCACACGAAUAGGUGAUGACAACCGCCGUAAGUCCAAAUAUGACCAUCCAUGCUACACUUACAGAUUGCCGGAGAGAGAAAAAAAAGACUGAGUGAUACUUGUCAAAACCGAGAAACCGGGUGGUAGUCGGCCGCUUGUAUCGCAACCGCCCCAACCGUCCUGUACUCUCCUUCGAUGGGUACCUUAUGGGAAUGGGG
Colletotrichum scovillei is the source of this 3888-nucleotide messenger RNA. RefSeq names its product Sec23/Sec24 trunk domain-containing protein. The transcript has 3 exons. The record is from RefSeq and is a predicted model, not a curated record. NCBI's taxonomy places the organism in Eukaryota, Fungi, Ascomycota, Sordariomycetes, Glomerellales, Glomerellaceae. Gene Ontology annotation, cellular component: COPII vesicle coat; endoplasmic reticulum exit site. Gene Ontology annotation, biological process: COPII-coated vesicle cargo loading; endoplasmic reticulum to Golgi vesicle-mediated transport; intracellular protein transport. Gene Ontology annotation, molecular function: SNARE binding; zinc ion binding. Bases 405 to 3242 code for a protein of 945 amino acids.